AUAGAAUGCGCCUCGGUCACCAACCUCACUCAACCUCACUCAACCGCAGCAUCAACACGACACUCAACCAAACGCAAUCAUAUCACACACACGAACCGCCCGCCAAUCUCCCAUCUCUGUACUAUCCAUGACAGCUCACUUCCCCCACGGACUUCGCUCUGUUGAUUGGAGGCCCCCUCUGCCAUCUCUAUUCCAAAUCUGGGCCGUCUCAGCUCGGGUAUCUGCACUGGCUCGAGACUGGACCACCAACCCGUCCCAAGCCCCAACAUGCCCCAGCUGCACAACAGAUCCCGUACUCGAUACAGUAGCGCAUGCAGAUCUCUCCCGCUUUCCCAGCUCGAGGGCUUCGGUGACACCAAUCAGAAGAACGUUGGGUGCACAGAACGGGAGAUGCCACCAAAUACUGUAUCGUUGCUUGCUCUCCUCUGGGACCACUCCUGAUUGGCAUUCCAUCUCCCAUAUCUUGGUGACACCAGCCUGGCGAGGCCGGAUCAUCGUGUGGAUUUGCCGCAACGAGGAAGGUCACCUUGUCACCAACAGGAACUUACAUGAAUUACCUCACCUUGCACCCCUCAACCUCUGUGCGACGUCAACCCGUUCCAGCGCGCUAGGUUAAACUUGUACUUUGCCCAUGUCCAUGCUUUCGUUGGCUUGACUUGACUUGGCUUGACUUGGGUACUCGCCGAGGUGAGUCGCGCUUUCUUCUUCCAGAACUAGGUCUGUCCGACUCCAACUGUGCCUCUCCCACGAGCUAUCCUCUGCUACUGUACAACGGAAAUUUAAUGGCGAACGCCUCUUUACUCCUGACCACCUAUGAUAUUCUUUCAUUCCUAUUCCUCUCCUGGCAGCGGGUCAUUCUGGACUGUUGAGCUGCACUUAAGACCUAUACAUUCCCCCAUGUUCCCCAUCCUCCUUGGUAGACGUACAACCGUCCCUCGUGUCCAUCGAUCG
Messenger RNA from Mollisia scopiformis, 951 nucleotides. RefSeq lists its product as uncharacterized. Bases 128 to 616 code for a protein of 162 amino acids. The transcript has a single exon. The record is from RefSeq and is a predicted model, not a curated record. Lineage: Eukaryota; Fungi; Ascomycota; Leotiomycetes; Helotiales; Mollisiaceae.